Molecule: messenger RNA, 834 nt
Organism: Stereum hirsutum FP-91666 SS1
Lineage: Eukaryota; Fungi; Basidiomycota; Agaricomycetes; Russulales; Stereaceae
Product: terpenoid synthase
Exons: 6
Coding region: 1-834 (277 amino acids)
Source: RefSeq, a predicted model, not a curated record
AUGUCUGAAACCAAAGUUGGCAAAGUUGCUCCCUUCCCCCCUCUUCCCGGCGCGCCAUACCCUCCUGUUCGUAAUCAUCCGCGAUGGAAAGGUGCACCUGCCGCUGACUUUGAUCGCAUGGUCUGGGGUGCCCGCAUCGCUGGCAUAUUUUUCCUGGCCGACGAUUAUAUCGACAGCGGGAAAAUGUUGGACCGCAUCCCAGGCUUCAAAGCGGUAUGCACGUUUCUUCCCCUCCACAAAGAGGACCAAGCAGAGAUCUGUCACGAUAUCGUGUUCCGUGCCAUCAAGGCAACCAGUCACCCUCGGACCUUCGACCAGCUCACGAAGUGCACACAUGAGUGGUGGGAUUCCAACAUCCACGAGCCUUUCCAGAAUCUCGACCAAUAUCUCGCAGUACGCCGUGUAAACAUAGCCAUGGUCACUUACUUCCGUUACACCCUGGACAUCAACCUUACCGACGAGCAGGUCAACCACCCCCUGAUGCGCGAAGCUGAAGGCAUUGUCUCCGACCACGUCGGCCUCACCAACGAUUUCUUCUCUUAUCUUAAGGAGAAGAUGACCAAUUCCGACGACACCAACAUUAUCCGCAUCCUAAUGGACCACGAGCAUCUCAGCUACGAAGAGGCGAAGACCGUCAUCGAAAAGAAGAUUCGCCAGAAGGAGCAGGACUUCAUUGGCGCAGGGAUGGCCGUGUUGAACGACCCUGAACUCGGAAAGGAUCGUGAGAUCUAUAGGUGGAUCGCGAACUUACAGUACUGUAUGGGCGGUAACCUUGCUUGGUCGCAAGAGGUAAGCGAAAAUCACUAUGGUAUCCACGUACUCGACAUCACCUAA